This is a messenger RNA of Cannabis sativa, 6257 nucleotides long. Its product is annotated as ENHANCER OF AG-4 protein 2. Bases 433 to 4761 code for a protein of 1442 amino acids. Gene Ontology annotation, biological process: regulation of transcription by RNA polymerase II. NCBI's taxonomy places the organism in Eukaryota, Viridiplantae, Streptophyta, Magnoliopsida, Rosales, Cannabaceae. The record is from RefSeq and is a predicted model, not a curated record. Gene Ontology annotation, cellular component: nucleus. Gene Ontology annotation, molecular function: double-stranded DNA binding; transcription coregulator activity. The transcript is spliced from 12 exons.
CCCGUACUUUGCCAAAGCCCAACCCUUCUCUCUCUCUAAGCUCUUUUCUCUCUCACAAAAUCUACUCUUUCUCUCUCUUCGACCGCCUCAUUCUCUCUCUCUCUCUCUCUCUCUCUCUCUCUCUCUCUCUCUCUCCGCUUUCUCACACUGUAUCGAUUCCGUAAUUCUGAUUUGGGAAUGCUGUGACCCUUGCCUUUUCUCCCUCCUUCGCUGAUGACCUAGCAUCUCCGGUGCCGGACACCUUCGCCGGCCUUCCGCUUCGGGUUAAGAUUCAUUAUUUUAUAAUAAAAUAAAUAAGAAAAAUACAAGUCUCUGUGAUUCGGUGGAUUUCUCUAGGGUUUUUGUGGCUGGUUGCUUCUUUCGAUUUCGAUUGAGGUAAUAGAAGUUCGUGAAAUUCUAGGGUAUUGUUUCUUCGGUUGAGGCGUCGACGCCAUGGCUCCGGGGCGUAGACGCGGAGCGAACAAGGCCAAGGCUAAGGGCCAGUUGAGUCUCGGUGAUCUUGUUCUCGCCAAGGUCAAGGGGUUCCCCUUUUGGCCUGCCAAGAUUAGCAGGCCUGAGGAUUGGAAGAAACCUCCUGACCCAAAGAAAUACUUUGUUCAAUUUUUUGGAACGGAGGAGAUAGCAUUUGUUGCACCUGCCGAUAUUCAAGCAUUUACUAGCGAAACAAAGAAUAAAUUAUCUGCUCGGUGCCAAGGUAAAGCAAAGCACUUUGCCCAAGCUGUGAAAGAAAUCUGUGAGGAAUUUGAUGAGUUGCAGAAAAAAAAAUCAAGUAAUUUGACGGAUGAUAGUGAAAGAUUGGAACCUGGAAGUGAGGCUCCAUCAGUUGAUGGGGCUGAUGAUAAUGAUGUUGAGGGUGACUUAAAGGAUGGGACUGGUAUCAUAGGGUCUGAUGGAGAAGCUGUGAAUGAGGAAGUAGAUGAUUCUUGCUCUAAGUUGGAGCGAUGUUCACAGAGACGAGGUGAAAAGGACUGUGAGGAUGUACAGCCCUCUGCUGGUGGUGGUACGAGUGAUGUCCUGUCACCUGUAAAAUCUUCUGAGACUAAAGGUAAAAUGAGUGAUGCUAUAUUGUCACCUGUAAAAUCUUCUGAGACGAAAGGUAAAAUGAGUGAUGCUAUAGAACCAAAGAUGGAGAUGGUUUUGAAAGCUGCUUCAGAUAGUUCACCUCACCUGGAGGGAGUUUCUGGUUCUGGACAGAAACCGUUAUCAAAUGGUCACAAGUUGAAAAAGAUGACAUCUGGAUCAAAGAGGAGUGAAGUUGGUGGUGUUGAAGUACAUAAAAACAAAAAUGCUUCUAGUUCCAGACGAAAGGAAACUCCUGAAGAUAAAGCAGAUUCUGAUGUGUGUGGUGAAAAAAAGGCAAAAGUCUUCUCAAAAUCAAAAAGUCAUUUAAAGGUUCCAAAUGAUGUGCGCCGCCCUGGUGGGGACUCCAAGGAACAUAUCGAGGACAAAGUUCAUGGAAGAACAAAGAAGGGCCCUCUUAGUGUGGCAACAAAUGAAGUUUUGCAUCCUGCAAAAAAGUCGAAGCAUUUCGAUUCAAGAGAUGAUUCAUCAACAGGAACAUUCUCUAAAACCAAAAAAUCUUUUUCUACUAGUCCUAUUGUCAUGGAUAGUAAGACAGUUAUAAAAUCAGAUUUGAAAAAAUCAACUUCAUUAGUGAAAGCAGAAAAUCACGUCACAUCAAAAUCUCAAAAUGCAUCUGGUGAUGAAACUGUGUUGCCUCCGACAAAGCGACGUCGCCGAGCAUUGGAGGCUAUGUCUGAAUCUGAUAUUAAGAUGGAAAAAGAUGUUGCUGUUAAGAAUGAUGUGUCGAGUUCUAAUAAUGUUAAAGCUGUGGUAACUCAGUCACAGAAAAAGAGGAGGGCUGUUUGCCUUUAUGACGAUGAAGAUGAUGAGCCUAAAACUCCUGUUCAUGGAGGAUCCGCCACAAUUAUUAAAGCUCCUUCAAAUGUUUCAGAUGAUAUCAAGAGUUUUGAUGUGAAAAUUGAAAAAUGUGAAAAAACUCUAGACCAUGGUAAGGAUUCUACUGAACAUUUGGAAAGUCUUACAAAAGAGUCCUCUAAAUUGAAUGGAUCUUCAUCACCUGACAAAUUACAAGCUGAUGUUAAGGAGCAUGCUAGCCAUCAAAGUAAUGAAAAUGGGGCUGAAGUCCAUCCUCGUAGCGAUGAAAAGCAGGUUGAAAAGGAAGAGAAAUCAGAAUCUGAGGCAUUGUCGUCCAAGGAGUUAAAACCAAUUUUGAUAUCUCCUAAAAAAUCCCCACACAUGAAUUCUGCUAUCAAACCAGGAGAUGAACAUAUUAAAGCAACAAAACCCAAGACUAAAGUCUCUAGUUCUGCUAGUGCGAAAAAGGUGUCUAGCAAGGGCCCUGUUUCAGCUAAGGACAGUUCUCAAAAUCAUGUAACAAUUCAAAGAAGUAAGCCUGCUUCCUCUACAGAAAGGUCCAAACCUACACAGAAACCACAUUCUCGGAUCAAUGAUGUUGCUGUGAGAGAAAAGUCAACAGAGCCUGGUCAAAGAGUGGAAGCUGGCAGAGAAGACCGAAGUAGUUUGAUGAUUGGUUCUAGGACACCGGACUCUGAAAAGUCUAUGAAGCAUCUUAUUGCAGUUGCACAAGCUAAGAGGAAGCAAGCCCACUCACAAAGCUUUUCUUUUGGCAUUUCCGCUUCUGCUUUUCCCACUGGUGAUUUCCAGGGAAGGAGCCCAAGUCCUACUGCGGUUCAACAUUUUUUGUCGGGAAGUGGCAAUUCUAUGAUGGUUGAUAUCCAAGGAUCCGCUGCUUUAGGUUCUCCACCAACCAAUGUUCAUGAGUCUGCUUCACAAAGUCAGCAUGAUGUUGAAGAACUUGAGGAGCAAAGAGCUAGUUCUGGAAAUAGGGUUGUUGGAAACUCACUAAGUGGUGGCACUGAGGCGGCUGUCGCUCGUGACGCUUUUGAAGGAAUGAUAGAGACUUUGUCUAGGACUAAAGAAAGCAUUGGACGUGCAACUCGUCUUGCCAUUGAUUGUGCGAAGUAUGGUAUUGCUAAUGAGGUUGUGGAAGUACUUAUUCGAAAAUUGGAAGCUGAGCCCAGUUAUCAUCGUAAAGUAGACUUGUUUUUCCUUGUGGAUUCCAUAACCCAAUGCUCUCACACCCAAAAAGGUAUUGCUGGAGCUUCAUAUAUUCCUACAGUUCAAGCAGCAUUGCCUCGUUUGCUUGGUGCUGCUGCUCCAGCUGGUACUGGAGCUCGUGAAAAUCGUCGUCAGUGUCUUAAGGUUUUACGACUGUGGCUUGAGAGGAAAAUUUUUUCUGAGACACUGCUUCGGCGUUACAUAGAUGACAUUGGAGUUCCAAAUGAAGAUACAACUGUUGGAUUUACCUUAAGACGGCCAUCUCGAGCUGAGCGUGCUGUUGAUGAUCCAAUUAGAGAAAUGGAAGGCAUGCUUGUUGAUGAGUAUGGCAGUAAUGCCACAUUUCAGCUGCCUGGGUUUUUACCAUGUCAUGUAUUUGAAGAUGAUGAAGAGGAAGAGGAUCAACCAAGUACUUUUAAGGAAAAUGGUCAACAGGAACCCACCCGUGUUUCUGGAGAGGUGGAAACAUGUGCGGUCACUCCAAAUGACAGGCGCCAUUGCAUCUUGGAGGAUGUUGAUGGUGAACUUGAAAUGGAAGAUGUCUCUGGACCCCCAAAGGAUGAAAAAACAUCACUGGUUUGUAAUUCUUUUGAAACAGACACAUUGCCGGUUUGUACUUCUUUUGAAACAGACACACAAAACCUUAUGUUUGACAGAGUUGCAGAAUCUGCUCCAAGCAUUUCUUCUGAGUUGCCUCCUCUCCCAGAGGGUUCUCCACCACUUCCUCUUGAUUCUCCUCCCCCACCUCCACCUUUGCCUCCAUCACCACCACCACCUCCACCCCCAUCAUCUCCAUCUCCACCACCGCCACCCCCACCUCCUCCACCUUCUGAACCACCUCCUCCUCCUUUGCCACCUUCUUGUCCCCCACCAAUGAUGGUUUCUCAGCCUUCACUAUUACCACAACAGAUGCUGCCACCUCAAUCAUCCGUACAUUCUUCACCACAGUUGCCAUUUCAACCUCCUGCGCCUCAUGAAUUCAGUGGUGCAGUUACUGGAAACCAACUUAUACCAAGGGCUGGGAACACUCCUCAUGGGGGUCCUGCAGAUGGUUCUGUUAAAAGUGAGAUGUUUGCACAGCAGCCACAUUGCUAUGUUCCUACAGGUGUGUGUGGCCCACGAGAUCCUUCUGGAUUUAAUCCUUCAAGGCAACUGGAACAUGGACAUAAUGAUAUGUAUCUAAACCCACAAGUUUCUCAACCAAACCAACAAUAUCCACAAAGUACUACCCCUUACAUACAAAGACCUAUGCAUCCUGUGCCACCUCAAAAUCCUUCGGGCCAUUUUUCUUAUUCAAAGCCUGCAAUUCAGCAGCAUCCUCAGCAUUCCUACCACCAUCCUUACCCUUUGCCAUCCCAUCCCGAUGGUCGAAGGCCAUUUGUUGCUGAUGAACAAUGGAGGAUGCCUUCUGGUGAGUUUAAGUCAGAUAGUCAGCGUGGUGUAUGGGUUAAUGGAGGGAUGACACAUUCAGGACCACCCUUUGGCCAGGAAGGUUAUUAUCGACCACCCUUCGAAAGGCCACCCACAAAUAAUUUGAGUUUUCAACAUCCUGCUCCCAGUACUGUACCAACUGGUGCUCCAAUUUCAGGUCACAGCGUCCCGCAGAUGUUGCCUAGUAGACCAGAUAUGUCGGCUCUUAAUUGUUGGAGGCCAGCUUAAGUGCUGUUGAUUGAAGAACAAAGGGUAAAGCGGUUUUCACAUUAUGUUUGGCGUUGAGGUAACUUGUGUACAAAGUCCAACCACAAUUUGAAGGCAGCAUUGAGAAAUGGAGGCCCUUGGCAGGAUUGUGUAUAUUGUAAUUUUUCCUGACAAAUGUAUCCCGAGAACAUUUGCUUCCAAGUGUAGGCUCAUGUUUCUGACUUGGUUAGUACACCUGUUUCUCUAUUAAUGUAAUUCCUACUUUUAAAUCGAGUAGGAAUUAAUUUUAGGCAAUUGAUAUGAGCUUUGUCAAAUUUAGCUGCUAUUUAUCAACUUUAAUCAAUAAUUCUUCAAAUGCAUAUCCCUGAUUUUCCUUAUUUUUUGGCGGUUAUGGAUUGAGAAAUGAGCGUACUUCUGAACCUUAUACCUUUUGGCUUGUAUAGGCACAAAUGGUUAUUAGGUGGUGAUAGAUUGUCAACUUCUGCUGCUGAAUCUUUUUCAUUAAUCUUGAGUAACUUUUUCAUAAAAAGAGAUUAUAUUGGAAUGUUUUUCUGGUUAAUUGAUGUGGUCUGUUUUUAGUUUGUUUUGGGUAAUCCUAAGUCAUUUGAUCUUGUGUUUUCUUGCUGUUUAUCAAUAGAUAGUUUGUGCUUAUCUUAUUCUUAGAUUGAGCUAACAUUAAUUUUUGUCUAUAGAUAGUUUGUGCAUUAAACUAACAUUAAUUUUUGGUAUGAGCUCUAUUCUGGAUAUGACUUUUCAUCUUUCUGAACAUAUUCUUGAUUACUGCAUAUCGUCUUAACUGAACAAAAUUUCUGCAAUAAUAAACCCAAUUCUGCAAAUUACUUAUUAGUUUAGCGGCCAAAAAUUAUCAGGGGACUUUUCUUAUUUGCUUUUGACCUAAGAUUUGUGUCUUUUGCUUUCGAAAAUUUUGGAAGUUUUUUUUGGACCAUGCAAGAGUGGAAUACUUCGAUUGUUGAUUCAAAUUGUUGUGAGUUACCAUUGGAGAUUUGGCUGGAACUGGGAAACAGAGUUUUGAUAGAACUGUAGUUUAAAAUGUGAUGAUUGGUGCUUACUUACAGUUAUUGAAACAUGUUUUACUUUUUUUUAGGCCGAAGGAGGCGUUAGUUUCGGAAAAUAAGAGAACUUCACUGGUGUUGUUGCAGGUUUUGGCAUAAAGGAUUUAACCAAUUUUGAUGUUAUUAUUGUGGUACACUUACAAAGUUAGGGUUCUACUUAGCAGAUAAGACUGCUUCAUAAAUUUGAGGUAAAUAUUUUUAAUUUUUACAUGAUCUCUCUUCAUCAGAGGACAAAGGUCGUUAUUUUUUUUUUGUUAGUCAGUCGAGUACAGUUUAAAUGCCAACGUUAUAUGUUUCCUUGUAAAGUUAUGUCAAAUAUUUUAGUUUUUAGUGGUUUUUCAUUUAUCUAUACAACACCAUUAUUAUGUAUUAUUAUUCAUGAUUUAUUACCCAUAAUCCAGGAUUUUCCUCAAAUAAUUUGUGUUUGUUACUGAAUUGCUACCA